Messenger RNA from Adineta ricciae, 1518 nucleotides. NCBI's taxonomy places the organism in Eukaryota, Metazoa, Rotifera, Eurotatoria, Adinetida, Adinetidae. The record is from the annotation of a GenBank genome assembly.
AUGGCGUCACGAACUAGUCUUCUGAUUAUGACUAACGAUGAAUUCGACAGAGGAUCCAAAGUCGACAAACAGCGUACUAUGCGUAUUGAAAAUCUACGAAUGCGACUCAAUGCAUUAAUAUUAAAACGGCAUGACGAAUUAAUGAAAGUUUAUUCUCAUGCGAAAAUCAACAGAAGUGUACCUACACCUCCAUGCACACCUUCACCAUAUUCUCCGAUACUCUCAGCUAAUUUCGCUGAACAUAUAUCAUCACAAAUUUCAUUGAAAAUCGAUAACAUUGUCUUUGAAUCGAAUUCCAUUCUAAUUGAUAUGGCCCCCACUUCGUGUGAUAUACAUUCGGAAUCUGAUCAAAUUGGAAAUGAUAGCAUCUAUCCGGAAGGUAUUACUGAUCUUUAUCCAUAUAGCAUCGCAGCUCGUUAUAGAAAAUCCAUUGGUCAAUCAACUAACUUUCGUGAAUAUCCACUCACUAUCGCUGAAGAUUCAAUAGAAACACUGAUGAUUGGACUAGAUAAUUUUGCCAACCAACAUGAUUGUAUGCUGGUUUUCUCCGAUAAGGAGCAACAAUACGAUCAAAGUAUUUGUCGUGCUGCUUGUGGUGUUGCUGAUCUAGGAAGUAUUCAUCUGCUCGCGAAUGACUUCAUAUUGACAGCUAAUUUUCAAUUUGAAAUCGAUCUCAGCUAUCAUGGCGACAUCGCUAAUUCAGAGGAUGGAAUCCGCAAAUUCGUGUUUAACUUUUGUGACUCUAUUGCCAAAGUGCUGUCAUGUGAAAGUAACGUCGUAAGAAUAUUUUCAAUCAGUCAAGCAGAUGAUGAACCUGAUCAAAGUGAAGUAAUCUUUGGAUUAACCACAAUUGAUCAGAAAAUAACUGAACUACUUGCACACAAGUUACAGGUUUAUAGUCGCUCCGGAUUUUCACAUGGGACCAUUCUUGACUAUGUGAAUCCGAAAGAUUAUGAAUGCGUUUGGAAACCGAAUUUGCACUAUUUACAAAUACGGCCGAUUGAUUUCGAUCCGCAGUACAACUAUGACUACCGUCAGUCCGAUCUACUCGACAAAGAUACUCGUGGCGGUUAUCCUUAUUUUCUUCCUAUUGGAUGGUUUCGUCAUGGUCUCAAUGUCAGUACUAAGUAUGGACAUGAUCGGACGUGGAUUGGUCAUGUUAAUGCUCCAGGAGAGUGGCCAGUUGCUUUUCAUGGAACGUGUAAAGAAGCAGUCACUGGCAUCGUUGCAAAUGAUGUAUUGCUUAAAGAGGCUAAUGAAACAGGGUUGUAUGUAGCUACACAUUGCCACGGUGGAGCAGAUUUGUAUACAACACCAUUCACUGUGACGACAUCUGAAGACCAAAGCGAACAGUUUCGAAUUGUUUUCCAAUGUCGUGUUGAGCCUCAGAAGUUUACAACUCAUAUGAGUCCUGUAAAUGAAGGAGAAGCAUGGCACUUUGUUGAUCCGAAUGCGAUUCGACCCUAUGGAAUUUUACUUAAAAAAAACUGUUCAAAUGAACAACAAGAUUUUUGUUAA